Molecule: messenger RNA, 1770 nt
Organism: Eremothecium cymbalariae DBVPG#7215
Lineage: Eukaryota; Fungi; Ascomycota; Saccharomycetes; Saccharomycetales; Saccharomycetaceae
Gene: GSM1
Product: Gsm1p
Exons: 1
Coding region: 1-1770 (589 amino acids)
Biological process (GO): regulation of DNA-templated transcription; cellular response to starvation
Cellular component (GO): nucleus
Molecular function (GO): DNA-binding transcription factor activity, RNA polymerase II-specific; zinc ion binding; RNA polymerase II transcription regulatory region sequence-specific DNA binding
Source: RefSeq, a predicted model, not a curated record
AUGACAAAGAAGAUUCCAGCGGAAGAAAAACUAAAUAGGAAGCCUAUUGCACGGGCUUGUGUGUUCUGUCACGAGAAGCAUUUGCAGUGUGAUGUGGGAAGACCCUGUCAAAACUGUUUGAAAAGGAAUAUCAGUGAAUCAUGCAGGGACAAUGUUAGGAAGCCAAGGAAAGGACGUGCUAGGUGUUACAGCGGAGGUGUUCCCGGGGUGGUGGAUGUGAUGAAGGGUGAGGACGGCGGUGGGGUUGGUGGUGGGGGUCGCGUGCGAGUGAUGGGGAAGAAGUUAGAGGGGGGUAGGAUAACGGCAGGACGGAGGAGGGGUGAUGGGCAUAUGGUUGGUGGUAAUGUGAACAAUAACCACGAGCAUGUCAUUGGGAGAAGAUAUGUUGGUGGUGGUGCAAUAUCUUUGAUACCUGAUAAUGAGGGGACUGCAAAUCAGUUGGAGUCGGAGAUUGUUGGGGCGAGUCCAAAGGGCAGCAGCGUGAUGCAGAAGCCCAACGGGGUUUCCAAAUCGAAAAAUCAGGUUAAAACCUCACCGGAUGCCUUGCUCAAUGUUCGUAGCCUUGACUCAUUUUUCAACCCUAACGUUGAUACGAUUAUUAAUGAAGCUUUGUUAACAGCAAAUACGUAUCCUACUAGUGCCACAAGCCUGGGCGCACAAGUCGACGAAGCUAUAGCAUCUCAAACUUCAGAUGGACAUGAAACAGACGAUGUCAGUUUUGACAGUAUAUGGGCUUCUAAUGAAUAUAUGAUGCUAAAUGAGAUGCUAAGCACCCCUUACAUGUCCCGAUAUGAUUCUAGGACAAAUCUCUCCUCAAUAGUUGAGACAGAAAGAGAUGUGAUGUCCAAGGUUGAUGAUUCUUUUAUUAACAGCCUAGAUCCCUCUAAGCAAGUAAACCCAAACGAAUUGAUGGCUGAUCAGACACCUUUAUUCAGAACUAUUUCUAGACCUCAUAUCUCAUUAGAUAUUGCAGCAUUAGCACCUUCAUACCAGAAUGAUAGCUGUUCAGCCCUUCCUCCCAGUGUAGAAACCAAUUUACCAUCAGACGAAAUACCUUUGAGUGUUAAUGAUUCUGAAUAUUUUACUCCAUAUAAAUUUCGGCAGUUAGUAAAGACUCCAGAAGAUCUUUACCAAUACCGCGACAAAAUAAUGCCUCAUAAUUACCGUCAGGCCUACCGGGAGCUGCUGAUAAUACUUCGUCAGCGAUUUUUAGAAUCCGAGGACGAGUUAACUAAGGUCGAGGGACCUAAACAAUUGCAUGCAAUCGCGCAGUCGAUCAAGCUUUAUUAUGCGCCAAUAUUUGUUACGUUGACAUCUAACUUAAUCGAAAGCGAUUUGAAAAUUCAAGAGUUUAUUUUACAGCGUACACUACUGGAAUAUGAGAAUAUGUCCAAGAUGGUCAACUGUAUUCCUAUGUGUAUAUGGAGACGUUCAGGUGAGAUUUCGUAUGUCAGUAAUGAAUUUCUGUCUCUCACUGGGUUUUCCCGGCAAGAGAUGCUUUUAAAGAGAAGAUUCAUCCUAGAAUUCUUUGACAAUUGUAGUAUUGUGGAGUAUUUUCUACUUUUUAACGAGUAUUUGGCAUUUGCGUCGAAGGAGGGAUUUUCAGGGACAUCUGACGGCCAGGCGGUAUUUAGUGAAUGUAACCUGCUCUUAGCAAAUGACAACUUUUUAAAAUGUGCCUGUAUUUGGACAGUUAAACGAGAUAGUUUUAAUAUACCAAUGUUAAUAAUGGGUCAGUUCCUACCGAUAUUUGAUGCAGAUCAAAAUUGA